GUUAUUCACAUUUUGCCUAUCUGCCGACAUUAAACCGAUCCGAUUUAUUUAUGUACUUUUGAGUUAAAAACAAAGCCAAACGAUGUCCUUUCUAGCGCAAACUAUGCGUCAAAUGCUACGCCACGUGCCCAAUCGCAGUUUGUUGACGGCAGGUGCCAUGCGUCCACUGAGCAUAUCGCCGGUAAUUGGGCAGCAAAACAAGCCGGCGACGGAAUCGGUGGAUUUAUCGGCCAUAGCUAAGGAUCAGCAGAAGGAGUGCCUGAGCAUCUGCGAGCGCAUCAACCGGCAGGUGCAAAAAUCCGAGCAGGGACGACUCUUCGCGGUUGUCCACCUGUGCGGCAAGCAAUUUAAAGUAACUCCAGGAGAUAUCAUCCUGGUGGAGGGAUACUGGCCGCCAACGAUAGGCGACGAGAUCAGCCUGGAUAAGGUGCUCCUGGCCGGUGCCCGCGACUUCACGCUCGUGGGAAGGCCCAUUUUGGAGCCCGGACUCAUCUUGGUGAAGGCCACCGUCGUGGAGAAGACGCUCAGCCACACGAAGACGCACUUUAGGAAGAAGCGCAGGAAGCAGUACAUGCGCAUCAACUUCCAGAGAUCUCCGCACACCAUGGUCCGGAUCAAUUCAAUUGAACUGGCUCGUCCAGUGGACGGGAAUGGCGAGGGGGAGUCUUCCUCGAGGCGCUUGUUUUAGUUUAAAAUGCUGUUGAUCACGAAAAAUAAACCAAGUUUUUGGAAGGUAAUUAAGAAAACACAAACCACUUUGAACUGGAAGAGGAUAACUUUAUUCAGAUGCUGAUUUUGUAUAUUUUCUAAAACGGUUGAAACUUUUCUAGUGAUAUUUGUAUAUUUGCCCUUAAUUCAUUAAUAAUAAAUGUCAUAAAAAUUCAAUAUUCUUAGGACUUUGUUACAAUACAGAUAAUUAAGAUAAAACCCAUUUUGUAAUUGAUGAAAUGUUAUAAAGUUCUUGUUUUAUCUAAGUCACCAAAAUCAAUUGUAAGCAUCAGUUUGGUUUUAACUGCAGUCACUGAUAUCAGUGUUAACAGUACAUAUAGUUCUAUAGUUCAGUAUAUUUUAAGCUCAUAUUAACUUUUAAAAUAUGGCUAGCUACAGUUUCUAAGUUUUGGCAGAAUGUUCAGCAAGUUAUCUAGCAAUUUUAAAAACCAAGCAAAUGUUUUACCAAUUUUCAUUCCUAUUUUUGCCUCGUGGAAUUUUGCAGAUAUUGCCCUUCUGCUGUUGCUUUUUGUCUUUCCAUUAGAAAUUCCACUUUCAUCUUGAUUCAAUGACUCUGCCCGACAGUAUUUACCCAAAACGGCAACCUAGUUUGGAAUACGAGCUACCCAGCUCCCGACUCUUGCACCGCGACAAAGAAGAGGCGCCUGCUCUAAUGAAGCAACCAGUAGAACCACUGCAAUUUUAAUGACAACCUUUUAUCGCUCAUGAUGUUGUUGCCAUCUUUCAUUAAAAAAGACGUCGCUGCACCAUCCAACCAAACUACCAAACUACCUAGCCAGGUCGGAACCACCCAACCAGGCAGCCCGACCACGAUUUAUAACCUAUGGACAUGGCUCACAUGGGAUGCCUGCUGUUUUCUUUAUCAGCAGAUGUAAGUUGCUCCCGAGUCGGCGGCUGUCGUAUUUGUUUACGCUGCUCUUUCACUUUUCACUAACCAAAGGCGUUUACUUUUUAGCCUUUGCCUGGU
Drosophila melanogaster (fruit fly) is the source of this 1696-nucleotide messenger RNA. It is a transcript of the gene mRpL21, whose product is annotated as mitochondrial ribosomal protein L21. The coding region runs from base 83 to 688 and encodes 201 amino acids. Gene Ontology annotation, biological process: translation. The transcript has 2 exons. The record is from RefSeq and is marked reviewed. Lineage: Eukaryota; Metazoa; Arthropoda; Insecta; Diptera; Drosophilidae. Gene Ontology annotation, cellular component: ribosome; cytoplasm. Gene Ontology annotation, molecular function: RNA binding; structural constituent of ribosome.